Molecule: messenger RNA, 1522 nt
Organism: Solanum lycopersicum (tomato)
Lineage: Eukaryota; Viridiplantae; Streptophyta; Magnoliopsida; Solanales; Solanaceae
Product: NAP1-related protein 2
Biological process (GO): nucleosome assembly
Cellular component (GO): nucleus; chromatin
Molecular function (GO): histone binding; chromatin binding
Source: RefSeq, a predicted model, not a curated record
AACAAGCAAUAUAAGCCCAAAGAGAAAAGAUUGUUGGGCCAAAUUCUGCCAAGUGAAAUGAUUUUUGGUUUUUUCUAUUUUAAUCAAAGGAAAAGGUUUAUAUAUACCACAAUUUUGUGGUUUAAAACUACUAUGCUGCAAAAGUGGUUCACUUUUAGAGCUGAUAAGCCACCCUUAACCUUUUUCUUAUUAUUAGUUUAUGAAAAAAAUUAACAAACACACAAAGAAGCUAGGAAUUUUAAAUUUUGAAAUUUAUUUUUAUCAAACUAACAUUAUAUUUAAGCAUUUUUUUUCUGUAAAAAAAAGUUAUUAUAGUCAAAGUCAUCAGUAAAGUAAUUUUUAACUUUUUAGUAGUAAUAAUUCCACUUAUAUAUUGCCACACAUUAUACGUGUCAAAGUCCAAGCUUAUGAUAAAAAACACAAAUGCUUAUGUGUCGUUUAUUUAUUGGGUGUGAAAAACCCUAAAACCCUUUCAUAUAUUGUGUCUCAAAGAGACAGGUUAUUGCCGUUUAGGGUUUAAGCGAAAUCAAGAAAAUCAGUUAAGCAGCUCUGUAACUCAGGUGGGAAAAAGGCAAAAAAUAAUGGUGGUUGACAAAGGGAAGAAGCAGAAAGUGGAAGAGGAAAGCUACAUUGAUGAAAAGCUCAUUUUUUCCAUUGAAAAAUUGCAAGAAAUACAAGACGACCUUGACAAGAUCAAUGAGAAAGCAAGUGAGGAAGUGUUGGAAAUAGAACAGAAGUACAACAAGAUCCGCAAGCCUGUUUAUGAUAAGCGGAAUGAUAUCAUUAACUCUAUUUCUGACUUCUGGUUGACUGCUUUUUUGAGUCAUCCUGUUCUUGGUGACCUUCUAACUGAAGAGGACCAAAAGAUUUUCAAAUUCUUAAGUUCUAUUGAAGUGGAAGACUCGAAAGAUGUGAAAUUUGGUUACUCAAUCACGUUUAACUUUAAGCCCAAUCCUUUCUUUGAAAAUUCAAAGCUCUCAAAGACCUAUACCUUCCUUGAAGAUGGACCUACAAAAAUCACAGCUACACCAAUAAAAUGGAAAGAAGGCAAAGGCAUUCCUAAUGGCGUUGCUCAGGAGAAGAAAGGAAACAAGCGAUCCCAUGCUGAAGAGAGCUUCUUCACCUGGUUCAGUGAAGUCAAUAAAAAAGAUGAUAGCGAUGAUGAUGAAAAUGAGGUUCUGGAGAUUCAGGAUGAGGUUGCUGAAAUAAUCAAGGAUGACUUGUGGCCAAACCCUUUAACUUAUUUUACCAAUGAACCUGAUGAAGAAGAUUUUGAGGGUGAUGAAGGUGGUGAUGAGGGGGAGGACUCUGAAGAUGAAGGUGAUGAGGAGGAAGAGGAAGACGACGAAGAUGAAGAUGACAAAUGAACUGUUAAUGGACCUCAUAUUUGAUUUGAUUUCUCUUCUUCAAUGUUUCAAUUAUCAUAGUUGGUAUCUGUAAAGAAGCUUAAUAUUGCAGAUAAAAUCGAAUUAUAUAUAGUGGUGACUGCUUUUUUACUACAAAAUGAACUUUUUCUUAUUCA